Emiliania huxleyi CCMP1516 is the source of this 1569-nucleotide messenger RNA. RefSeq lists its product as hypothetical. The coding region runs from base 1 to 1569 and encodes 522 amino acids. Lineage: Eukaryota; Haptophyta; Isochrysidales; Noelaerhabdaceae. The transcript has 6 exons. The record is from RefSeq and is a predicted model, not a curated record.
AUGAUCCACAUCGAGGCGUCCUCCGUCGAGGCGGCGGUCUCAUCCACGCUGCCCGUUGCCGCGGUGUGGCUAGCGACAGCCCUGGCGCCCGCGAUCGUGCUGAUCGUGUGCCUCGGCCUCGCUCCCGCAUUCGGGCCACCGCGGCGCUCCCGAAGCAGUGUUGCGUCGGCAAAGCAGCCUGAUUCUGAGGUGCUCAAGGUGGUCGAAAGCGCCACCGCCGCCGCCGCCGUCGCCACCGCCGCGCCCUUUCAGCGGGCGAGCGAGGUCGCCGAGACAGCGUCCGCCGUGCAGCGCCUCCUCGAGGACGACCGCUACCUCGUCGCAGAGCCGCUGCUCCAGCGCCUUCAGGCCACGGCCGUGAGCGGCGGCGCUCCCGCCCGCGCGUCCGCCCGCGCGCUCAGCCAGCUGCCGGCGAGCCUCCCGGCCGCGACGGUGCUCCAGCGCUGCGUCGAGGCGCGCGCGGCGCUCGCCUCCAUCUGUGGCGCCGCCGGCUGGCGGCUUGUCGCGUCGACCGAGCGCGAGUCUCCGGCAGUGCCGCGGAGCAGCACCUUCCUCAAGCGCGAGGCGGGGCUGAUGUGGUCGAAGACGGUGGCGCAGCUGGCGGUGCCGGCGGUUGACGCGUGCGCGGUCGUGCGCGAGUCGCAACUCUUCAAGACGUACCCGUGCUGUGUCGAGAGCGAGCGGCUCGCGGAGGUGGGACGCGCCGAGGGCCUCUUCCGGGUGGAGCAGCGGUACGAGUUCCCGCUGGUCCCCGUCGCGCUGCGCGAGGACAUCGUGCUGCAUGGCUUCCUGGAGCACGGAGGCCUCCUCGUCUGCGGCCGCUCGCCGAAGCAGUCCGAGUGGGCGGACGUCCGCUUCCCGCCAAAGCCGCCCGGCCGCUACUCACACUUCCUAGGCCGCUACUCGUGGCGCACCGACGUGACCGCGCUGCAGUUCUUUGUCGAGCCGUGCGGCGGCGCGGGCUGCAAGAUGACGCUGCAGCUCGGCGUGGACGACCCGGGCGACGCGUGCCCAAACUGGCUCGUCGACGCGCUGAUGAAGCGAGUGAUCGCCCGCCUCUUCUCGGCGCGCGAGCCAUCCACCAUGUCGGAGCUUUGCGAAGCGGAGGACGACGAGGAGUCUGAUCUGAUCCUGCCGCCUCGCUUCGCACGGCGCAUCUGGCUCGUCUCGUGGCUCGCGCUCAGCUCGGGCUCCGCCGCGAUUGCCAACGGCCGGCGCGACUGCGCGGCGCUGAGCGUGCUCAUGCUGGCCACCUCGCUCAACUACUGGCGGCGGCCGACGCACGGCCCGCGCCGCACCGUCGACAUGGCGGCCGCCGCCGGAUCGCUCAUUUACCAGGUUGCUGCGGUCGCACCAUUCUCUCACUGCCCGAUCGCGGCCGGAGCCUACCUCGCCUCUGUCGCGGCGGGCGCAGGAUGCUACGCGCGCGCGCGCCUCCUCUCACGCCGCCACGGCGACCGCGACUCGUCCAGCUGGUGGCACGUCGGGCUCCACCUGUGCGGUAACGCGGGCAACGUGCUGCUGUACGACGCGGUCGGGCGCAACCUCGUCGGGUGGCGGCGGCGGUAG